Messenger RNA from Maylandia zebra (zebra mbuna), 1585 nucleotides. It is a transcript of the gene rdh12l, whose product is annotated as retinol dehydrogenase 12, like. Lineage: Eukaryota; Metazoa; Chordata; Actinopteri; Cichliformes; Cichlidae. The record is from RefSeq and is a predicted model, not a curated record.
AAGUUGAAUCACAGACAGAUAAAAAAAACUACAGACAAGGCAUGAGAAGACAGAGGAAGCAUGAAAACUAAAACGAGGGACAGAAUACAAAACAGCCUUAACUGAGAACAGGGGCUUCCUAUGAACAUUGUGGGCUUCGUGUGGAGGUGAAUCAGUGAUCAGUAACUAAUUUCGGGUUUUGAUGAGGUACUUGAGUCUCGGUGACUUCUGAAAUCCAGAGACAUGUCGUCUUUAAGAAAUGUCUUCCGGCGCAGCUGGUCUUGUGAUGAAAAGCUGGAGGGAAAAGUUGUUGUCAUCACUGGAGCAAACACUGGCAUCGGCAAAGAAACUGCCAUUGAUCUAGCAAAGAGAGGGGCAGAAAAGGUGAUCAUAGCAUGCAGGGACAUGGAGAAAGCAAACGCAGCCGUGAAAGACAUCAUCGAAAGCUCAGGCAAUGAACAUGUCGUUUGCAUGAAACUUGAUUUGUCAGACAGCAAGUCUAUACGAGAAUUUGCUGAAGCCAUCAACAAAGACGAGCCAAAGCUGAACAUCCUCAUCAACAAUGCAGGUGUGAUGGUCUGUCCCUUUGGGAAAACAGCUGAUGGUUUUGAGAUGCAGAUCGGUGUCAAUCACCUGGGUCACUUCCUGUUGACAUAUUUGUUGCUUGACCUGAUUAAAAAGUCGGCACCAGCUAGGAUUAUCAAUGUAUCUUCCAUGGCUCACGCCUGGGGCUCCAUAAAUCUAGAGGACCUCAACAGUGAGAAGCAUUACAACAAGAAUAAAGCCUAUGCUCAAAGCAAGCUAGCCAACGUCCUCUUCACCCGAUCACUGGCUAAACGAUUAGAAGGCACAGGAGUGACGACCUACUCUCUCCAUCCUGGAGUUGUUCAGACUGAGUUAAUUCGUCAUCUGAAUGGUGUCCAGCAAUUCUUCAUGAAGAUGGUCAGUCCUUUUACCAAAAACUCUGUCCAGGGAGCGCAGACAACAAUUUACUGUGCUGUUGACCCAUCAUUAGAGAAGGAGAGUGGCAGAUACUACAGUGACUGUGCUCCUGCUAACUGUUCUGCGGCUGCCAAAGAUGACAACGUGGCGGAGAAGCUGUGGGAGCUGAGCUGUAGUUUGCUCUCUUUAACGUGGGACUGAGACAUUCAGAACUGAAAAUAAAAUCCUGGCAGUGUAUUCUGUUUCUUUAUUACCUGAUGAUUUCAUUAUAAUGUAGGCCACGACAAUCUUUAAACACUUCAUUUUUAUCUCAACAACACAGCUGUAAAACUUUAUUCUGCACGCUGCACAGUUCUGACGUUUUAUUUGUUCCUUGGAAAGAAUUUAUUAUGGUCACAUUUGCCUUUCACUCACACAGUGAAACUGGUAACUACACUGUAAUUCUGUGAAUAGCAAGUGUAAGAUCAGUGGAAAGCUUAUAAUACUGAUUUAUAAAAAAUUAAAAGAAGCUUAAAUAUUUGGUUUAUCAAUGUUUAAUACAAGGUUUGUAAUUAAUUGGAUAAUAUCUGCAUGAUAAUUCAUAAUAGACUGCAGUCUUGUCUACAUUGUUUACAGAAACUUUUCUUUUUACUUUCUGACAUUAAACAGACUUAUGGAGAGCGUU